Molecule: messenger RNA, 2304 nt
Organism: Penicillium brasilianum
Lineage: Eukaryota; Fungi; Ascomycota; Eurotiomycetes; Eurotiales; Aspergillaceae
Source: the annotation of a GenBank genome assembly
GUCGAGCAUUGUCUUACAGAUUAUACAAGUCUGACAAGUCUACCGAGGUGUACCCCUUGAUGGAGCUCCAGGGACGCCUUUCAGCCCUACAGGGCAACGCCAAGGCGAUCCACCACGCUCCACUCCCAACUGGCCAGUCACCUUGAACCGCCAUGCCCGCUUGCUGUCUCCCUUAUUUUUCCAUUUCCCCGUCUUCUAACUCCUGGUUCUUCAUGCUCUGCUACCUUCCCACUCUUUACUUAGAUGCCCCCGCUGCUAUACCUUCCAGCUAUACUCAACUUACUUCCCGGGUUGGCUGUGCGACCACGCGGCUCGGUAGGGAAAGUGCCUGCCUAGAGCACACAUGUUCAGGGUCUUUCCAUCAUUCGAUUGACCACACCGACCACACACAUCAUGGCAACCCCGGGGGCUUCCUCCGAUACUCUUAUCACGCCCUCUUCGCUCGCACAGCCACAUUGCUCCUCCAAUCUGCCCACAAUGCACCCAAGGACCACAAACCCGGAAGAACAAGCCGAAUCCGACCUCGAAUUGUCAGUGCUAGAGUCCGCACCGCCCAUUGUCACCAAAAUCCUUCGUGAAGCGAGCGACAUCACAUGGCAGGAAUCAUUAGAAGCAACAAAGGACACCGUCACGCUUGUCCGUCGCCGCGGCCGUUUCCAACUGCUAUCCCAGCAACAAUUCAGGAACAGUCUGCUCGCGAGCGUGGGAUACCUCGAGCUGGCGAAUGCCGCCGACUUUGCGGCCAAUGUGUGGAAUCAGAUCCCCGUGCCGACCUUUGCGGUCGUCCUCAUGGGUAUCGGUGGUACCUGUGCGCUGUGUAUGGUCUUUGCAGCCAUACAGGACUUCCGACUGAGUAUGCAGAAUGUCAAGCUACUCCGGACGGAGCGGGAGCAUCUGAAAAGACUGCGACAGUACCACAGCAAAAAUAUCGAGGUAGUACAACUUCUCGAGAGUCGAUUGGGGGUAAGCGACCGGGAGAUGGGUACCGAGAUUGUGGAUCGUAUCGUGAUGGACCUCUUAAUGGGCUUCGGGUCAGUGCUCGUUGGGGUUGGCACGCUGAUGGCCAUCGGAGGCGCCAAUCCACGGGUGUUCAAAGCCAGCAACCUGCUGUCUGGAUACAUCGGCAAUGGUCUUGCGGCAAUGUUCGGUCUUGUCAACGCCGUCUGGUCCGGCUAUCUUAUCCGUCGUUUCCAGCGCCAUCUCAAAGCUGUCCGAGCCUCGCAGCCCGGUGAUGAUAUUCGUCGUCGUUUACACGCUCGUAUUCGUCGGUUCCAGUGGCAUUCUUUUCUGAACGGACUCAAUGGUCUCGUUGCAGGAGCGGGGUCCAUGGUGACUGCAGAGCGGUGGUGGGGAUACGUCGUGUUGAUUCCGUGUAUCAUUUCUCUGAUCGCGGUGAACUUUUUCUGGCGUAAAAAGCUCGGUUAUGACAGACCACUUCUCACGUACGUUUCACCUGCGCGGGUGCAGCUCACACCCUUACUUGAAGAUUUGGAGUACGCCAUUACCAUGCAGCGCGGCUUAGCAGAGCCAGAGACGUCUUUACCGCAGGCGCUUGUGCAGAUGGACUCGCUGGAUUCAAUGCUUCGAUUCAUCCUGCGCAACGGCAUGUUGGAAAGAUACUCCGAGUCUCUCACUCGGGACAAGCAGACACGAGCCCUUCUCAAAGAUCUUCCUUCGAAUACUGCUACGCUCCAUGAAGUUACCGUCUCGAUAGAAGCCCUCUUCCGCCUUUCUUCCUCCAGGAAUGCGGAAAUUCUUCGUGCACACGCAAAGCGCUUUCUACAAACGGACGGAGUCUUGAUUUUCACAUAUCAUGAGCGUCAUCUCCUCGAGCUACUUGGCUAUGCUAUCUGGCAGGACCAGACCGCUGGCACGGCUCAGACGACAGCCCCUAGGGCUACUGCUCCGGAAGAGAGGAUAGCCGCCAAAUAAUGGCUUGGCCUUUUUUAUGUAUAUAGCGAGCCAGCCAUGUUUCAUUUUUCAUUGCUCGUUCUGGGUGACUGGUCACCUUUGGGAUUGCUUUAGCAUCGCAUCGCAUGGCGAUUGAUCAUCAAUUAGAUAUGACAUGCUAACUAAUCUAGACGUGCAUUCAGCUUUUACCUCUCCCAUGGUGUGUCGCACAUUUCGACAUAAAUAUAGUUGUUGUUAUCUGAAGCAUUUGAAAAAGGAUGGCAUCAACGACACGACAGAAAAUUUCAUGGCACGACAAGGCUAGUCCUAAUGAAGAAUUUCCUCCCCUUCGAUAUGAAAUGCUACAUUCGAAAUACGUAAAUUACCUAACGAGUCCUUCCGUAUAAUUCACAU